Molecule: messenger RNA, 1591 nt
Organism: Oncorhynchus mykiss (rainbow trout)
Lineage: Eukaryota; Metazoa; Chordata; Actinopteri; Salmoniformes; Salmonidae
Source: RefSeq, a predicted model, not a curated record
UUAAUUUCUGCAGUUGUGAAAACUGAAGGAGGGAGGGAAGAAGGGAGGGAAGGAUGUGUUCUUUGAUCCUGGGCUGAGUGAGUUGUAAAAUGAGGAGGUAUGCCCUGCAUAAAUACUGCCUCUACUGCUGAGACUCAGAUCAUUACUCCAUUUAUCAGGACAAUGACCCACUGAGAGAGAAGAACACACUCACACACACUCUUACCUAAACUUACCCAGCUCUGAGAACUUUGUCUGCAUUUCUGGAACCUGAAGGAUAAGAUGCAUUAGAUUCUAUCCAUCCAAAGGACAAGUUUCUCCACCCCAACAACAGGAUUUUGGUUAAUUUUGUUGGAUAUUUCCAUCAUCCAAACAUGAGGGGACAUUUCUCCAUUGAGUGGCUGGCCCAGAGUAGUCGGGCAUCGGGCAGCACGAGCCCCUCACCUCCCUCCUCUUCCUGGACAUCCGUUGCGGCUGGACCCACCAGCACCUCUGGGACCCACCCCGAGAGCUUGCCUGGGUUCUACUGCCGACCGAAACCUAAGAAUAAAGAGAACCAGACAGAGAACAAGGUGAGGAGAGGACAUGGGCUGAUCCUACGCAGCAAUCCCAGCCUGGCAGGCACUGAGACCGCUAAGAGGAGUAGCCCCCUCCACCACAAGCACCAAGUAGUGGCUGAGACUGGCUUCAUUAGUGGAACAGAGGGGGAAACGUCAGGGUACGAGAGUGAGGGCGGGCGAUCCCUCUCCCCAACCACCCCCCUGGAUGUCUCCUCUUCGCCCCCUACGGGGAGGCGGCCACGUACAGCCUACACAGCGGAGCAGAUCAACAGUCUGGAGAGGGCCUUCAAGAGGAACGCUUACCUGGGAACUCGGGACAAGGUUGAGCUCUGCAAGAAACUCAACCUCUCAGACAAACAGAUCCGUAACUGGUUCCAGAACAGGCGUAUGAGGAUGAAGAGGAUGGUCCAGGACGCUCUUGCCCAAGCGUGCCAGGCUAAAGUAGCCUCUCACCUCCUGCACUACCCCGAGCUACAUGCCUACCAACCCCAUCAUGCAGCAGAGGGGGGCGCUGCCACCCCAUACCUCCACCCACACUACAGCUCAUCCACAGCCAGUCCAGCCCUACCCAGCCUCCCCCUGGACUCUUUCUACCAGUACUCCAGCCUCCCAGGCCUGGUGAUGCCCACUACUGGGUCCUACCAGCCGUACACUCACCAGUAUUAAAACUUUUGGAUGAUAUCUCAAUAGUCUAAAGAGGUUUUAAGGAAACUACUUUAGACUAGUGAGACACAUCCCAAUACAUUUUCACUGGCUUCCACUUAUCAUCUAAUGUAUUGACUAUAGAGAAAGUUAUCCACUCAGGGUAGAGAGCAAUAAUGAAUGUGUUUCUGCUCUCCUUUUGUCAUACUGUAAUUUCUAUUUAAGUAUAAAAUUGUUAGUUUUAUUGGAUCGGUUUCAAGUCAUGUGGCAGCUGUAUAAAAGUGUGGAUAAAAUGAAGGUUUUUUUCCCCCAAUUACAUUAUAAAUCAGAUAAUCUCAGUUCUUCCACUUGAUUUAUAUAUUUGUAAGUAUUGUGUGAAAAUAAAAUGAAAAACAAUCCCAUUGCCAGAA